GGUCACACUGGGAUAAACAAAUUGUCCAACCCGCCAGCGACUCGCGCUUCCCACAAUAACUGCAGGAAUUACCUAUAAAUAUCUGCUCGGCUAUUUGUGAUUACAUAGUUUCCCUCCUGGAGAGCGAGAUUAUCGAAUAGGGGCCGCAACACUGGAACCAAAAGUGCAAUAACUUGUUUAUGUUUACAUAAGAACUAAGCAGAAACUGCAAGAACAACAACCACUAUGCCCAACCAGCUACAAGAAGGUAUCCUUGUGGGAUGUGGCAACCCGCUGCUGGACAUCUCCGCCAUAGUGCCGAUGGAUUUCCUCCACAAAUACUCGAUGAACGAGGACGAUGCGAUCCUGGCUGAGGACCGACACAUGCCCAUCUACGGCGAGCUGAUCGAGAGCUUCCAAGCCGAUUUCCUUGCUGGUGGAUCCGUGCAAAACUCACUGCGCAUCGCCCAGUGGAUACUUAAGCAACCCAAGGUGGCCGUUUUCUUUGGCUGCGUCGGCAAGGAUCGCUAUGCAGAGAUUCUCGAGGAGAAGGCGCGUGCCGCCGGUCUGAAUGUUCACUAUCAGGUGAAGGAGGAUGUUCCCACGGGCACCUGCGCCGUUCUCAUUACCGGAACGCAUCGAUCGCUAUGCGCGAAUCUGGCGGCGGCCAAUCACUUUACCAUCGACCAUCUGGAGGAGCCCUUGAACAAGGCGGUGGUAGAGAAUGCGCAGUACUACUACAUUUCGGGCUUUUUCCUCACCGUCAACCCGCCGAGUAUCAUGCAGGUGGCAAAAACAGCGCACACGAAAAACCGACCGUUCCUAAUGAACCUCAGCGCACCAUUCAUAUCGCAAUACUACAUGGCACCGCUGCUGGCCGUCCUGCCGUACGUGGACAUCAUCUUCGGCAACGAGGCGGAGGCGCAAGCCUUCGCCGAGGCCCAAAGCUGGCCGAGUGGGGAUCUGCGAGAGAUUGGCAAGCGGCUGGUGGCGUUCGAUAAGCUGAAUACCUCAAAGCCUCGAAUUGCCAUUCUCACGCAGGGCUGCGAUCCCGUGCUGCUCUUCCAGCAGGACUCGGUGCAGGAGUUCCCGGUCACGCGAUUGUCGGAGCAUGAGAUUGUCGAUACCAAUGGCGCUGGGGAUGCAUUUGUUGGUGGUUUUCUGGCGCAAUUCGUACAGGGCAAAUCCCUGGAUGUGUGCAUCCGAUGUGGAAAUUAUGCGGCUGGACAUAUUAUCAAGAAUCCAGGAUGCACAUACGCUGGAGAACCGGAGUUUGUCGAGUAAUCUAGGGUCCUACAAAUGCUACAGAAACCUUAUAGCCCGGAAAUAGAACGCAAGAGGCAGGCAAAGCGCAGAAAGAUUUUGCAAUUGUUAAUUAAGUAAUGAGAGUGACUAAGACAUUUUGUUAAAACUGAUAAUUGUUUGUACAUAUAAUCCACACACACAUACACACACACACUCACACACAGGCACAUGAAACAAAAGGAAUCACACACAAGCAUACACAUGUGGCGAGAGUGAGGCUUGUGUCUUAAUAGAUAGAGCAAUAUUCGAAUUUAAAUUGAUAAUAAAACAAGAAUGACACAGGCGAGAAAAAUAAACAAGUCAACCGUUUGCACAACUUGAAA
Molecule: messenger RNA, 1607 nt
Organism: Drosophila bipectinata
Lineage: Eukaryota; Metazoa; Arthropoda; Insecta; Diptera; Drosophilidae
Gene: Adk2
Product: Adenosine kinase 2
Biological process (GO): purine nucleobase metabolic process; purine ribonucleoside salvage
Cellular component (GO): cytosol; nucleus
Molecular function (GO): adenosine kinase activity
Source: RefSeq, a predicted model, not a curated record